AUGACCCCCGCGAUUUGUUCCGAGCCAGGAUGCAGCAACGUGCUUUUCGAUUCCGACCAAAGCCGAUAUCCCGGGUCCCUUUCUCGUCCGGCACCCCAACAUGGUAAUCGAGCAAUUCAGAGGCUCGACAUGCGUUCACGGUGCUCAGCUUGCUUCAACGCCAAGUAUAACCACCAAUACUCAGCGACAAGCUACAAGUGGUCUCACGACACCCGCAAAGGUGGGAUUGACAUCAGUGUCUAUGAUGAGGACAACCAGGCCCUGGACAAGGUGAAAAUCCCGACCUACAGCGUCCCCAUGGUCAACACGAUAUUGAAACAAGAUCUCUUCUUCCAAGACACCCUCAACACAGAGCCCGGCAAUCGAGUUGAGGACUGGGAGAUGGGCAAUGUUUACAGCACAUACGGCAACUGUAAGAAUCUAAUGUGUUUCGAGAACGCUUCAGAUCGCCGCAUCAACCGGGGGAAUCUUCAUCUAGCGGGCGAUCGCAACCGUGGAUCUUCCCUGAACAGCAACUUCUGCAGGAGAGAGCGGUGGAUUGCAAAUGCCCGCAAUAUUCCCACCACUUGGUACAACGGGUCUGGCGGAACGACCAAGAACCUGGACAGAACGGGAUCCAGGGAUGGGACCAACCCCAAUAGCACGUAUAAGGACAGGGAACUGCUUUACGAAACCGACACCACUAUCACCGACAAGAUUGUUACACCUGGCAUGGAUCCAAUAGAGCGAAUGAACGCGAUUUUAAGCCUGCCAAGCGCCGAAAUGGGAGAACACAUCGAACAGGUCUUGACGGGAAACGGGCUCUUCGGGUUCGGACAAUCCUUUCCCAUGAAUCCGCCAUCGACAAUCUCCCUCGAAGACCAAAUGGAUGCAUUGGCACUCGGCUCUUCUGCAUACAAUCCCGGCAACGGUCAUGGCUCCUCAUCCGAUCCCUUUGGCGGAUACUCCGAUCCCUCUGGUGGAUACUCCGAUCCCUUUGGCGGAUACUCCGAUCCCUCUGGUGGAUACGCCCGGCGACGGUGA
This is a messenger RNA of Fusarium keratoplasticum, 1023 nucleotides long. RefSeq lists its product as uncharacterized. The record is from RefSeq and is a predicted model, not a curated record. Lineage: Eukaryota; Fungi; Ascomycota; Sordariomycetes; Hypocreales; Nectriaceae. The transcript has a single exon. Bases 1 to 1023 code for a protein of 340 amino acids.